Messenger RNA from Acipenser ruthenus (sterlet), 3911 nucleotides. It is a transcript of the gene phf13, whose product is annotated as PHD finger protein 13. Gene Ontology annotation, biological process: mitotic chromosome condensation. NCBI's taxonomy places the organism in Eukaryota, Metazoa, Chordata, Actinopteri, Acipenseriformes, Acipenseridae. The transcript has 4 exons. Gene Ontology annotation, molecular function: chromatin binding. Bases 968 to 2053 code for a protein of 361 amino acids. The record is from RefSeq and is a predicted model, not a curated record.
UUGAUGGUAUUAUUUUAUUUAUAUUUUAUUUACUUCACCCCGUCACCCCUACAUUCCGGACCAGAAAGACGGCUCCUCAUGAAUAUGCAAAUGAUAUGCGAGCAGCCCGGGAGGUGUUCUGGUUGGUGAUGUCACAGACUGGUUUACUCUCCGUUGUGUGGGACUUGAUGGCAGGGUUGUGCUGGCUUAUUAGCGAGUCUAAAUAUUAAUAGAUAAAUAUUUUUUGGGGGGGAUGUCACGUACAAUGAUCAGUAAUAUAUGCGGUGAAUCUUUCAGAGGCAAACUUGGGUUGUCUGUAGUGUUCUUGUAAUUGGGUUUUUCGUCUCUCUUUCUGAGUUACAGUAGUUGGCUAUAUUACUACUAUACCUACCAUCAUAAAAACUCAGAAGAUCCAGCUUAUUUUUUUUUUUGCAAAACUACACGAUACAUUUAUUUUAGAACGAUACGAAGAAGGAAGGUGAAAUACUUUUUUUUUCCUUUUUAAGAACUUGAAGAUCUAGACCCGGCCUGUUUUUGUUAGCUGGCUUCACCAACACAAGAACUGGUUUUUUUUUUUGGUCGUUAUUUAUUAAGACAAUCAGUCGGACCGAAUUAAAAACAAGGUGUCGACAGAUUCAAGCAAGCUUGCCUUUCUUUACACUGGGCGAGAACUUCAUCAAAAUCAACUAAUGAAAGCCAUCGACCAUGCAGUAACUAGCCCAGGGUGUCGUGGCUUAAAAAAAACAACGAGUUACAAUCUUUCAACAUAUGUGGCUUUUACAUUCCUGCUAAAUAAAACACAAGGACACCAGGAUAUCUAGAUGAAACUUUGAAACAAAACGACGUUCAUUUACACGAAGAAAUCUAUUUUGAUUUUUUAUUCCACCCACAACACCCAGUUUUUUUCUCCUGUUGGGUGUUCUUGUUGCUGUGUUUGACUCCAGUUAAAGUAAACCGUCUCGCAUAUUUCUCGCCGGUUUUUGUUGAAAUGGAUAUAGCAUCGACUUCAACGUUUGAUUCAGAGGAUUGCAGUCGACGUCGGACGGUGGAGGACUUCAAUAAGUUCUGCACCUUUGUGCUGGCGUACGCAGGAUACAUCCCCUACCCUGACGAGGAAGCUCCUCUGCGUUCGAGCUCCAGCCCUCCGAACAGCACAGGCAGCACGGUGGACAGCGAUGGCUGGGAGCCCCGAUUCACCAGCCUGCCUGCCACCCCCGAGUUCACCCUGCCAGCCCAGAGCCGCCAGAGCUUCGGGGGCUUCAAACGGGGCGCAGGAGGAGCUGGGGGGGUAGGGGGACCCCAAACCAAGAGGUCCAGGUCUGCAGGCUUCACGCUGGAGAGAAAGAAGGUGGACAAGGUCAAGAAGAAGAAAAAGCUGAAGAGGAGAGGAGGAGAGGAGGGAGAGAAACUGCCUCUUGUGCCGGAGCGCCCCCUACUGGGCAGGGUGAUCAAGCAGGAACCGCAAGACCACUGCGAGCACUCGGGGGUGACGGAGGGGAUCGGAGAAGAUCGCCCCAGAGCAACCACUACUGCUACUGCUACUGCUGAUACCGGCCCCUCCACACCCGCCACCAGAGACUCCAGCCAGGCUGAGACCGUGUCAGCGCUUCAGCUGCAAUGCAAAGAGGAGCCCAGUUUGGGCAGCCCCUCCUCGCUGUACCCCGGCUUCAGGGGUCAGGACACAGAGGAGGAGGAGGAGGAGGAGGAGGAGGAGGAGGAGGAGAUGGCGAGGGUGGAAAGAGAAACGGCAGCUCCCGGGAAGAGGACUGUGAUCCGACAGGGAAAGCAGGUGGUGUUCCGGGAUGAGGACGGGUUCGGGAAUGAUGAGGACAUCAUGGUGGAUUCAGACGAUGACUCGUGGAACCUGGUGACGUGUUUCUGCACCAAGCCGUUCGCGGGACGUCCCAUGAUCGAGUGCAACGAGUGCAACACCUGGAUACACCUGUCCUGCGCCAAGAUCCGCAAGUCCAACGUCCCAGAGGAGUACGUGUGCCAGCAGUGCCGGGACUCCAAAUUCGACAUCCGCCGCUCCAAUCGGUCCCGCCUGGGCUCCAGGAAGCUGUGUGUGGACUGAGCCGGUCUGAGACUCUACUGCGGGGGGAGAGGGGUGGAGUCAGCCAGUGCAGGGCAGUGCUCCGGUACCCUGGAUAGUGCGGCCAGGUUUCUGUUUCUGUUUCACUGCCUGUGCUCUAGUUUGUUUAAGGUCCUUUAAGACGAAGGCGUCUGCUUGAAUGGGUUAAACAAGGCAGAGACAGACACACAGAGAAAAGAACUCCAGUCAAGUAUUGUGACGAUGCUCAAAACAGACUCUGUGUAAAUGUUGGGUUUCUGUUUGGUACUUUCUUUUAUUUCAGAGUGACUGAUAAGGGAACAGCACUGGCCUUUCACACUGUUCAAGGACUAAAGACUUUUGGAACAGAAACCUGGGUUGUGUAGGUGAGGGGAGAGGGAUACUCGCAGAGUCUUUGAGGAGAGGGGUACUCGGAGAGGCUUUGAGGAGAGGGGUACUCGGAGAGGCUUUGAGGAGCACAGCUGUAUAUUAAAAUGCACUUUGGGAACAAGGGGGGUCGGUUGAAGACAAGAGGAAGGAAAGCACGGCGACUCCACUGAGAGAGGAGCUGUCUCCGAGUCCUGAGAGACUCUCGUACUGAGGACCCGAGAGACCGAGUCCUUCCUCAAGUUACUGCUCCCCACUCCCUCGAUUACACACACACUGUCGUUUGCCUCUGAUUUCAGGACUCAUAUACACACAAACACACACACACACACACACACACACACAAAGUUAUACGUUGCUUUAAAACAGAAAAGACAAUAUUUAUUUUUUAAAAGAAAUGUCAGAAGGAAAUAAUGAGAUUUAUUUAUUGGAAGAUGUUUAAAGAAUGAACCUCCCUCUGUCUGUCCUCUCUCUCCCUCUGUCUCUCACUCUUGCUCUCUUUCUCUCCCCCUCUCUCCCUCUGUGUCUCUUUCUUUCUCUCCCUCUGUGUCUCUCUCCUUCUCAAUGUCUCUCUCUCUCUCUCGCUCUCUCUGGUUUUGUUUAUUUUUACUGUGUUUUUUUUUUUUCAUUUCAAUGUGGAUUUUGGGGCCAGUGCAUCCUCUCCCUGACUCGGGUGUAAUGGGCUCAGAUCUCUAUCCAGAAUCUAAGAAUGCCAUUUCUAAACGUGUCACAGUGUAAUGCAAUGCUUGUGAAAUCACCUCGUCCUUGUGUUGUGUUGUAUUUCAGUGCCAGGCUAACUGGGAUUGCUAAUCAAGGUGUGAGCUUCACUGUGUAGAGUACUCAGCUCACCGAAUUGAGCGGGAGGGUGCAGCUCCGCUUUCCAGCUUGUAGUUCUCAGUCGAGUCCAGCGAUCGUUUCCCAGUCCUGGAGUUCAUUCAGUUAAAUGAUGCCUCACUGUAGGAGUCUUUGUAUUGUUGCUUGUUUUGUUUAUUUAAUCACAGUGUGCUCUCAAGCCCAGGACAGACCAGGCAGCGUAGGAAGCUGCUUGUAUGAGGUGGCGUUUUGAAGCAGUUUUUCACCUUGUCACUGGAUUAAACCCCCCCCCCCAUCGCAGUUGUGAUCGUUCUGAUUACCUGUAUUAUUUGUUUGAUUUUACACUAAAACAGAAGUGCUAGUUUUUUUUUUUUUUGUAUUAAUAAAGUAUAUAAAUAUAUUCUACUUUGAAGCAAAGAAAAAAGUUUUACCAAAGGAAAAGAAGGCUGUUCCCUUUUUUUUUUUUUAAUUUAAGAAAAGAAGAAAGCGCCCUGCUGAGUAACGCAGGGUAGUGCGUGAUCGCUGGUGGGGUACAGUUUGUAUUCAGCACCGCGUCGCAGGGCGAGCUCCACUGAGGGACUGUGAAAGCAGGCGAGGAGGAGAAUUCUGUUUCCAUGAAACUCUGUAAAUUUGUGUAACGAUUUUGUAAAUAAAGAUCUAACUAGUGAUAUUUUAAGCUGAA